AUCGCAAGCAGGAAGGCAGAGAGCUGCAUGUGUACUAUUGCGGGUACUGCUUGAUAGACAACCGGAUUGCACACAGCAAAGGGGACCGCAGGAAGCAACGGAUAAGCAAUAGGGCUGAUUAUCAAACUUUUAGAGGAGGCUACCAGGACUCCUAUUGCAUCUGAUAAGUGCUCUGAUCAAGAUGAAGCCGAGGGCAGUCAAUACACAGGCUUUGGUGGCACCCAUUGCCACGCCUACCAUGACGCCUAUUGACACUGGAGAUAACUCUACAGAGGCCGGAGGACCUGGAGAAGGGAAAAAUAAUGUCGUUGAGAAGCUGAAAGAGAAAUUUAUGAAUGAACUGAAUAAAAUUCCUUUGCCACCUUGGGCUUUGAUCGCCAUAGCUAUUGUCAGUGGCCUGCUGCUCCUCACCUGUUGCCUCUGCAUCUGCAAGAAAUGCUGCUGUAAAAAGAAGAAAAACAAGAAGGAGAAGGGCAAGGGUAAAAAGAAUGACAUCAACAUGAAAGAUGUUAAAAACUCAGGUGGAAAUCAGACCAAACAGGAUGAUGAUGACGCAGAAACUGGUUUAACUGAAGGUGAAGACAAGGACGGGGAACCAAAAGAGGAAGAAAAACUAGGAAAACUGCAAUUUUCACUGGACUAUGACUUCCAGAAUAAUCAGCUAACAGUGGGAAUUCUUCAGGCAGCUGAACUACCUGCACUGGACAUGGGUGGCACAUCUGACCCUUAUGUUAAAGUUUUCCUGCUUCCAGACAAGAAGAAGAAAUAUGAGACGAAGGUUCAGAAAAAGACUUUGAACCCGUCCUUCAAUGAAUACUUUACAUUCAAGGUUCCUUAUCAAGAGCUGGGAGGGAAGACCCUGGUGAUGGCGGUUUAUGACUUUGAUCGAUUUUCCAAACAUGACUGCAUUGGCCAAGUAUUGGUACUAAUGACCAAAGUGGAUCUUGGUCAACAACUUGAAGAAUGGCGAGAUCUUGAGAGUGCUGAGAAAGAAGAGCCAGAGAAACUGGGAGAUAUUUGCACCUCUUUGCGUUAUGUUCCAACUGCUGGGAAACUCACUGUCUGCAUCCUAGAAGCAAAGAACCUGAAGAAAAUGGAUGUGGGUGGGCUCUCAGAUCCUUACGUAAAGAUACAUCUGCUGCAGAAUGGAAAACGGCUCAAGAAGAAGAAAACCACAGUUAAGAAAAACACGCUGAACCCUUACUACAAUGAAUCGUUCAGCUUUGAAAUUCCAUUCGAACAAAUACAGAAAGUCCAGGUUUGCGUCACAGUCUUGGACUACGACAAGAUUGGCAAAAACGAUGCCAUCGGCAAGAUUUUUGUCGGCAGCAACGCCACCGGCACAGAGCUUCGACACUGGUCAGACAUGCUGGCAAAUCCCAGGCGGCCUAUUGCACAGUGGCACUCUCUAAAACCAGAGGAAGAGGUCGAUCUAGCUCUUGGCCUCAAAAAGUGAAAUCAUUCCCACCGUCCCACAAACUCCUCAUUGAUCAGAUGCUAUCAAUACCUCAGUUAUGCGCCAUUCUCCAUUAACCCUUUGGGGGUUACUGUAGCAUCUUUGCACCAUGACAAAUAUAUAUGCAAAUUUAACGUGUUUUGUAUUUUUUUUCAUUUUUACGAUUGCUGUUACGAAAAGAGUUAUAAAAUUUGUGUUUUGUACUUUAGAACCGUGAUAUUCAAACCUUAUAAUUUUACACAAUCUUGUAAGUUAAUUAUUGAUGGAAUAUCUAUGCUUUGAAAGGUGCAAGAAAAUCCAGUACUCAAAGGGUUAAGACAUAAUUAGUUUUGGUACACAUUAACCACCAUAGUUCUGAACUAAUAAAUAAGCCAUCUGAGCCUCCAAGUUGUAUUCCAAAUUUCCCUAAAUGCUCACUUCUACUUUCUGCGGUUUUAGCUCUAUUAUGAAAUUCGUGUUGAUAAUGCAUGAUGAUAAUUUACUGUAAAUAGCAGCAUGUUCAAUGCAAACUCUUGUGUAGGUGUAAGUUGUCUAUGGUUUACAAUCACAUGCAUCUGCUGUAUAUUUUUAUGAUGAUGCUUCUAUUUUACAUAAUGUGAAUGGACUAGAACAAGCUAAAGUGAAAAGCCAUUCAUUUGAUUCACACCUGGAGACUGGUAGAGCAAUGACAUCACAUUAUGAUACUAAAGUGAAGCCUUGAUGGCCUACCUAAUGGUGAAAGCUGCCAUUCUAUACAGUUGUUAAGAUGCAACUCACUUCGCUAAGUGAUGCUGCAAAUGCCUUUUUUUAAAGUCAUGGCUGGCUGAAAGUUUGUGGUUUAAAAAUGAGAUGUGUUUAGGUAGAAGGAUAUAAACCCUUACAUCCGAAGUUCCUAGAAAAUAUUGUAACAAUCCUUUAAGACCCUAUACUGCACUUUUAGAAAUAUCUGUCUGGUUGCAUAAAUUCUGAACCAAGAUAACAAACCAUUGUGCUAUGGGUGCCUAGUAAUCUUUUAGAGACUGGAAAUCUCAUAUCCUUUAUAGGCUUCCACCUUGUGUUAAUGGCUGUCCAAAUAAGCUUAGUUUUCAUGGUGGAGAUAUUUCUCAAACUGCUAAUCCCUUACAGGCACCUAUAACACAGUCCACAUCUGUUCAAUUCAAAUAGAAGUUCACUCACCCUGAUCAGGAGUGCAUUGACCAUGACUUUACCGCAAUUAUAUGCAGUUGAAUGAUAUUUGUUUUAAAGCAAAACAGAAUUUGUCUACCUUGUUUUAUUUCUACGGAAUCCAGAGAACUAUUCUGAAAACCAAUUUCACUGCAAUUGGAGCCUCGUACUUUGACAUUACAAAAAGAUUUUAUAUUUAUGGGUUCAAGUCAGAUUGAGAUGAGUUUGGUGGGGCAACAUGGAAUUUGGAGGAGGAUAUUCCACAAAAUAUGUGAAUCGGAGGUGGAAGACUGGUGAUAAUAUGCAGUUUAACGUAAAAUUAUUUGCAUAAUUUUAACAAUGAAAUCUCAUAACUAUUUAUUGUUCACACUUAAGAUGAAAAGAAUAGAGUAAGAGGAUGCCACCCCCGACACUACCACCACAUUUCCUCCCCCCACUCCUGCCUCUAUUUUCCUGAUAAGUGAUAUUGCACUUUGCCAGUCUGCUGCUGCUAAUCACUGUGCGUGUGUGUACACACUUAGGACAGGGACAAUUGCUGAAUGCAAUGUAAUGCUAACAUCAACUCAAGAAAGAAGAAAUGCAUUGAUGUCUUUAAGAUUACAAAAUGACUGAAGAAGUUAUCGUGCAUUGCAAUUUUGAUGGUCAAAAUUGAUGGUCUGUUUGUACAGUAACAAAUCUUACUAAUGAAACUGCCUAGGACUGAAUUUUUGAUGGAUUAUUAUAAUAUUACCUAUCGCUUUAAAAAGAUUGCAAUCAUUAAGUUUUACUGUACAGAGACACAUUAAUAUUAAUGUGCUUAAGCUUUUUUUUGCUAUUAGUCAUGUUAGCUGGCUGCCUGAUAUUGAAGUUGAUGUUGAGCAAGAUGUACUUCAUCCUAUUUUUUACAAAAUGAGAUAAGUAAAUGUAUGUGACACCCCUCACUGUGAUACUCUUGUUACGGAAGGAACAAUAUCUGUUACAGUAUGAGUGGUGAUGCUGUCCUCUGGCAAUGAAUACAAUUCACAAUCCCUCUCCCGCAUGCUUCUCCCCCACACCCCCCAACUAUGCCACUCCAAUGUGCACUUGAAUUCUCAUUU
Molecule: messenger RNA, 3675 nt
Organism: Carcharodon carcharias (great white shark)
Lineage: Eukaryota; Metazoa; Chordata; Chondrichthyes; Lamniformes; Lamnidae
Product: synaptotagmin-B
Exons: 9
Coding region: 182-1456 (424 amino acids)
Biological process (GO): calcium ion-regulated exocytosis of neurotransmitter; regulation of dopamine secretion; cellular response to calcium ion
Cellular component (GO): dense core granule; axon; synaptic vesicle membrane
Molecular function (GO): phosphatidylserine binding; calcium ion binding; clathrin binding
Source: RefSeq, a predicted model, not a curated record